GAAAGAGCAGUGCAGGUGCGGUUUCUCCUCAUGAAAGUUUAAUGUGACGCUCUGCCAGUAAACAGCAGCUCCACCAUCCAGAGGAUGAUGUCAGAGGCGGAGCUGAGUGCAGAGCGGCGAAUCGAUUAUCGAUCAGAGCUGCAGGACAUCAGAGGCUCAGCAGAUGUUACAUAAGCAGCUGUUGAUCAGCCUGUUGGAGGGAAGCAGCUGCAGGUUGGAGCUCUGGUACCUCACUGCUGCAGCUGAGUGGACUUUCCUGGAAAAUAAAGGAAGUCACCCUAGCGAUGCCGGGGACUCUUCCCAGCUUUCCCAGCCUGCCUCGAGGGGUAACGGUGCCGGUUCUGCUCGGCUCUUUGCCCCGAGGCGUGAACCCUCCCAGUCUGCCCAGAGGGAUCACCAUGCCAAGUCUGCCCACUCUGCCCAGCUUCCCCAGCUUUCACCAAGGCAUCACCAUACCCAGCCUGCCCAGGGGAGUGACUCUUCCCAGGUUUGUCACCAUGCCAACCCUCCCAGAGGCUCCACGACGGCUCCUGCAGGACUGCUGCUCCAUGUUUGAUCACCAGAAAUCUGGAGGUGUGUGUGGCUGCUUCUGGGCACUGCGCCCUCGCUACAAACGGCUGGUCGACAACAUUUUCCCUGAAGACCCAGAGGAUGGUCUGGUGAAGGCCAACAUGGAGAAGCUGACCUUCUUUGCUCUGUCAGCUCCAGAGAAACUGGACAGAAUCGCUGCGUACCUGUCGGAGCGUCUAACCAGAGAGCUGAACCGCCACCGUUAUGGGUAUGUCUGUAUAGCGCUCGAGGCAAUAGAGCAGCUGCUGCUGGCCUGUCACUGCCAAAGCAUCAACCUGCUGGUGGAGAGUUUCCUCAGCACCCUGCGUCUGCUACUGGAGGCUGAGAAAGCACACCUGCACAUCCUGGCCACCAACUCUUUUGUGAAGUUUGCGAACAUCGAGGAGGACACUCCUUCAUAUCAUCGCAGCUACGACUUCUUCGUGUCUCGGUUCAGUGAAAUGUGUCACUCUGACCACGAAGACCCCGACACAAAAAUCAAGAUCCGUGUGUCGGGGAUCCGUGGCCUGCAGGGCGUCGUUAGGAAGACGGUGGACGAUGAGCUGCAGGUGAACAUCUGGGAGCCUCGUCACAUGGAGCAGAUUGUCCCCGCCCUGCUGGUCAACCUGGAGCACUCACACAGCAACAGCGGUUCUCCUGCAGAACAGACAGAGGUGUGUUUCAGAGAGCUGCUGGGUCGAGCUGCCUAUGGUCACAUCAACAACGCCAUCAAACCUGUGCUCAUGCACCUGGACAGCCACAGUCUGUGGGAAGGAGGAGGAUUUGCUGUUCGUUGUUUUCAGAUCAUCAUGUUCUCCAUUCAGUCCCAGCACUCCCAUCUGGUCAUCCAGCAGCUGUUGGGUCAUCUGGAUGCCAACAGCAGAAGUCCAGCGUCGAUCAGAGCCGGAAUCGUGGAGGUUCUGUCUGAAGCUGCUGUUAUAGAAGCCACAGGAUCUGUAGGUCCCACCGUGUUGGAAGUGUUCAACACUUUACUGCGACAGCUCAGGCUGAGCGUCGACUACCAGCUGACUGGUUACUAUGACAACGCGGGCAAACAAAUGACCACAUCAGCUCAGGAAAAAACCCUGCAGGACGCAGUCAUCAAAACCAUCGGAUCCUUUGCCAACACGCUUCCUGUCUACCAGAGGUCAGAGGUCAUGCUGUUCAUCAUGGGGAAAAUUCCUGUUCCUGGCAUCUAUCCUGCGCUGGGCUCUCCGAACGCCGGGUUUGAAGGCAGCAGGAUGAUCCAGGUGAUGCUGCUAAAGUCUCUACUGCAGGUUUCGGAGCGUUACGAGAGCAGCAACCUGCUGACAGCACUGCCCUCCUCAUUCCUGGAGCCUCUGCUUUCCUUCACCCUAAUGGAGGAUCCAGAGAUUCGGCUGCUGGUUCUGUCCAUCCUCACUUCGCUCAUCGACCGUCGGCAGAACGCAGCGAGGAUCACCAAAGUCAGUGUGACUUUUGAUGUGUCGGUUUUGGAGCAGAAGGAGGACAGAUGCUCCCGACAGGACAACCUGUUCAUUAGGAAGCAUGCUCAGCGUCUCUAUAGACAUGUCUACCUGGCCUGUAAGGAGGAGAACAAUGGGCCGGACCACUACAAGGCGCUCUUCAGCCUGCUGGCUGUACUUAGUGUAGAACUAGUUAACGAGGAGGUACUGGUGGACCUGAUCCGACUGAUCCUGGCUCUGCAGGAACUGGGCAUGUCCAAUCAGGAGAAUCUCUCUGUUUUUAACCGCUGCAGUCUUCAUGCCAUCUGCGCCGCCUCCCUCCAUCUUCUGUCACAACUAGGCCUGCCUCCAUCUCUCAAUCACCAUGUCACUCAGGUUAUAGAAAGUCGUCAGAAGGACCAACCACAACUGCUGCCUGAAAACAUCCUGUGUGACCAACCCAGGCUUCCAAAGGAAGAUCUGAGGGUGGACAAAGCUUUUCUGUUUGUUCAGUCCAAGAUCUGCGAUGCACUGACAGGAAGCAGCUACAGUGCACAAUGUGAAUGCCUGAACACACCGUACACACCUCAGCUGGCAGAUGAAGAUCGUCUGUCCAGGAAGAUAAGUACCGCAGACACCGUCUCUCUCCAGAUAGCCAUAGACCAUGAGUCCAGUUCUGAUCCUCAGAAACCUCCGACUGAGCAGAUCACCUUUGAGACGCUGAAGAACACCAUUGAGGAUAGAGGACCUGUGGAGGAGGAGGAAAGGAGGAAGAGGAUGCAGGUGGUGGAGAGGUUUCAGACGGCUCCUUUUGAGGAAAUAGCAGCUCUCUGUGGAUCCAGGACCUCAUUGCUUCAGUCCAAACUAGAUCAGGUCUUUGAUCUGAUUGUUCGUCCUCCUCCGUCUCCAUCUGGACAAUCGUCUCGUCGUUCAACGCCGAUCUAUGAGAUGAAGUUUCCUGACCUCUGUGUGUAUUAGAGACUCAACAGGAUGACCUGGAUCAUUAUGAAGCAUCUGAUGAUGUGUUCAAGGAACAGAGGACAGAACAACUGAGGACUGGAAACAUGUAACAUGAGUCAUGUUUUGUGUUCAUAGAAGACGUUUUUCUCAGUGGCUGUUUUGUUCCUCUGAGAAAGAUUUAGUUUUUGUGUUGAUCUCAGUAUUUCCCAGUUUUAUGUUUCAUUUUGUUGUGAUUCUUGAAGUGUGAUUGUCAAAAAGAAAACUUCAUUUUAAAUCAUGUUGAACUAAUUUAACUUUAACUGUCCUUUUAUUUGGUUUUGUCCCUAAACUUUAAACCAACUCUUUAUUUUCCUCUCCAGGCUGCAGAGUCUGCUGAUAUAAACAUGCAUCAUGCAUUCAUGUUUUUCCUGAUAAACUGUGUAAAAUAAUGUGCACUACAUGUGGCAUCCCUGCUACUUCACACUUUGAGCUUGUUAAAUGUUUGAAGCUAAAUAUUUCUAGGAUAAAAGACAUCAUCUGGCAGAUUAGCUCAGAUUGCUUCAGAACUCUUACAUUAUGAAAUGCAAAUGUGAAUAAGCCAACAGCUCAGUGUGAUGGACUAAGGUACAGAGAAUGUUUAGUGUCCUUGGCUGUGGCUUUAGGAAACAACAGCAAAGUGUCUGGUUGGAUACCUCAAGGUGUUUGCUCAGAGUUCCGAGAUGUUCUGGGGAUCAAGACUGAGAAGGUCCAUGUUUUUAAAAACCAAAACUAAACAAUUGAGAAACUUUGAACAACAUUUCAAAUAGUUUAAUCAGUGUGAGCCAAUAGCUCAACAUGAUAGACCGUAGGGUGGAGAUUUGAGAAAGUCUGGGUUCACCUUCUCAUAAGGAACCUUUUAGGAGCCGAUUUGUUGUGAAGAACCUCAGAGUCUGUAUUUUGAGGAGUUCAGGGUUCAAAAUGAAAAGUUGAAAAGCGCCAAGAGAAGAGAGAUGAGAGGGUAGCAGAUCUGAUGGUGUGGUUGACCUGUCUGUGACCAGAAGAUGCCAGUGGCGGAGUUCCUGGGUUCAAGUCCUGCCUGAGCUACAACAUGGAGAGAAGAUCUAGUCCUGCUGCAGAGAGUGUGUGAGGGGGCCGUGUCUCCUCCCCGGCUUCUCAGGAGGUAAAUGGAUGAGGUUAUGAGCUUCUAAACAACACAGGAUCAAUAUUUUAUUACACACUCUGGAUCUUCUGCACUGACACACUUUCACUGCUUGGACCUGAUUCCUUUUGGCUAAACUACACUUUGAUACCAGUGACUUUAAACCUGAAACUGUAUUAAACUCACUGGGAAUGUAGAGUUCUACUGGGAGAACAACAGGAACAACUUUGGACCUGAGUAGAACCUGCUGCUGCUUUCUUUCUUCAGCUUCUGGACCUCCCCAUCAAAAUGCUUCAAAGCUGGAUUCAAAUCUAAUUUUCUUACAUGGAGACUCUAAAACAGAUCAUCCAGAUUGGUUCAACACCAACAUCUGAUCUGAGUUUCAGCAGAAACUUACAAAACAUCUCAGCAUCAGCAUCUGGAGAACAACAUGCUAAAUUCAGCUAAACUGCUGAAAGAAGUUCAACCAACCUUCAGAAACUCAACAUCUCAGCUGAACUCAAGUCUCUGAAGACAGUCAAACAUCUUCAAGCAGUUCAAACCAGUUAGCAUGUUCUCCUCCACAUGCUAACACCAACAUGUUGUGGAAGUUCUUCAGCAAACAGAUCAAACUCCAAAGCUGAGCUAGAAGAACCUUGGAUCUAAAUGACCUCAGUUAGUGUUUCAAUGCAACAAACUUUCAUUUGAAUCCAACAUUUAAACCAAUCUCAUUGAGCUCAUCCAGAAGUUGGAGAACCAAAGCAGCAGUUUCAGGUUUCCUCACAUCUAAACCUUCUCCUCUUCCUCACCAUCUGAACUCCACAUUCACAGUCACAUUAAUACAGUUACAGAUUUAAAGUCUGAUUGAUAUCAAAGUGCAGUUACCCAAAUGUUGGCUCCAUGUGCUUCCUCCAUCCAAACCAGCUCAGGUGAAAGGUCAGACUGUCAAACAGGAAGUGAAGGCUUCCACUUCCUUUUAUAGGGCGGGGCCAGGCAGCCUCCACUAACAGGGUGGGGUGAUGUAGUUUGAAAUCACUCCAGAUGACAAUCAUCGUCUCUCUUGUGAUCCACUAACAGGAUGGUAU
Molecule: messenger RNA, 5114 nt
Organism: Girardinichthys multiradiatus
Lineage: Eukaryota; Metazoa; Chordata; Actinopteri; Cyprinodontiformes; Goodeidae
Product: protein EFR3 homolog B-like
Exons: 23
Coding region: 285-2951 (888 amino acids)
Biological process (GO): protein localization to plasma membrane
Cellular component (GO): plasma membrane
Source: RefSeq, a predicted model, not a curated record